ACAAAAUUCAAACAACCGAAAAGAAGUCUCUUUCUUGGGCACAUUAUUUGGGUGUAUUAUCAUGGCCAGAAGCGGGGAAGGCGGGACACCCCCAGUGGCGCCGCAGCCUGGUUGCGGUGCGCAGCUCGUGACGGAGGCCGAGACCCAAACGACGCCCCAGUACUCCUUCAUCGACGCGGCGCAGGAGGAGCCAGCCACGCCCCCGUACUCAUUCAGUGACAUCGAGGAGCAGCAGGAGCAGCAGCAGGGGCAGCAGGGGCUACCACCGGACUACGAGCGGCACAAGAAGCGGCUGCGUCACAGCCUGCCGGUCUGCUGCUGCUGUGUGGAUCUGCGUGUGGGCUGCUGCUUCAUGGGCAUCUUUGAGAUGUGCACCUCGGCGCUGUGCCUGCUCUUUGGUGAAAGUAAUCUGCUGCUGUAUUUGGGUCGUCUCGGCUACCUGGCGUACCUCAUCGGAUCGGCCAUGCUGCUGGUGGGCACAGUCCUGGAGUGGCAGUGCCUGGUGCGGAUCUACCUGUUCGCGAAUGCGCUGCACCUGCUGCUGUGCCCCAUCUUCGUCGUGCAGCAUGCCCUGAGAAGUUGCUACUACUGCUACUUCGAAAUAAUUUUGCUCUCCCUGCUGUUGGUUCUGGGCCUGUAUUUUGAGCUGGUGGCCUACUCCUAUCUGGUGCACAUGCAGUGGCAGCAUUCCCGCUUCUACACGCCGUUUGGCAGGAUGGCAAGGGGCGGCGUGCGCAGAAGCCGCUGGGAGGACGUUGAGCAGGAGGCGCCGGCACUGGAGAGCCAGGAACAGAGCGAGCAGCAGAGCCGUAGCCAAAGCCGUAACCAGAGCCACAGCCAUGUGGACUUGCUUGAGGAACCCUCGAAUGAACAACAAUCAGUGUUGUGAGGCAGCGGGCUUUAAGGUUUGACAUUUUUUCCUAUUUUAAUUAAAUAUUUUUUUCAUUA
Drosophila obscura is the source of this 948-nucleotide messenger RNA. RefSeq lists its product as uncharacterized. The coding region runs from base 62 to 889 and encodes 275 amino acids. The record is from RefSeq and is a predicted model, not a curated record. Lineage: Eukaryota; Metazoa; Arthropoda; Insecta; Diptera; Drosophilidae. The transcript has 4 exons.